AUGGCCCCCAAGCCGGCGGCACCACCAGCAGCAGCGGCAGAAAAAGGGAAACCCGGCGCUGCUCCUCCUACCAAACCAAAAGCACUCUGGAAAAUCCCCGUCAAGAUUGGAUGGAUAUUUCUUGGGAUUUUUGCCUUCAUCUGCUUUUGCGUCUUGGUCACAACGGCCUUCCUCUUUUAUAAGAUGAAUAAAGAAAAGGGGAGCCCACUUGAUCAGCCAAUGCAAAAACUGAGGACCGCAAUGGCAACCGGGCUAAGAAAGAACAAUCUCAUCACUGACAAUCCCUUGAAGGUAGCUGAAGAAGUCACGAACCUGCCACAGCACAUAGCGGAUGCCGAAACCCUCUACAACGAGCGGAAAGUAAAGUACCAAAACCUCUUCAAGAAAGGUGCAAGAUCGUCUGGCGGCUGGAAGCUUUUCGGGAAGAAUCUCUACUACAUUUCAAAAGGCAAAAAGACCUGGUAUGAUGCCGAGAACUUCUGCAUGUCCAGAGAUGCACAUUUGGCCUCCAUCCUGACUGAUGAAGAACAGACCUACAUCACUUCUCAACUCAUCUCUCCUGCCUGGAUUGGCCUUACAGAUGAAAGUGAGGAAGGCAACUGGGAGUGGACAGAUGGCUCCAGAUUAAUAACACAGUAUUGGUCUGUUGGCAAUCCAAACAGCUGGCAGAACUAUGGAGACACAGAGGAAGAUUGUGCUUCCAUUAUUCCUUCAUCUAGAGAAAAAAAUUGGAGCGAGUGUAACUGCCAUGAACUUCACAGUUGGGUUUGUAAGGAGAGCCUAGACACGGGAGAAUUGUAAAACGUGACAAACCCAUUGCCUGGAGCCACACUAGAGUGAAGAUGGAACACAUUUCAUUUCACUUCAUGGGGAGUCUGCUCAGCCACAGAAUGAACAAGAGCGAACAAGAAAAUUCUAUCUUAUUCAAGGACUAUUCCUUCAGUUUCCUGACGCCAAGAGAGAUUGGAGUAUGUGUGCUAUUAUCAGCUGAC
Lacerta agilis (Sand lizard) is the source of this 992-nucleotide messenger RNA. RefSeq names its product CD209 antigen-like protein C. Lineage: Eukaryota; Metazoa; Chordata; Lepidosauria; Squamata; Lacertidae. The coding region runs from base 1 to 801 and encodes 266 amino acids. The record is from RefSeq and is a predicted model, not a curated record. The transcript has 6 exons.